GCGCAGGCGGGGGCCCUGCGGCCGAGCGGGGCGGUAACUGUCCGGCCGCGGGGAGGUGGGAGGGCCUGGCCCUGAGGCCGGAGACGGCGCGAGGCCGGAGCCUCCCCGCUGCCCGGCUCCGGGGUUGGGACUGGCUCGCCCCGCGCGGCCGCGGUGUCCUCACGGUUAGAAGAGCCAGGCCCUGUCGCUUGGUCCUCACGCGAAUGGGCUGUUGUCCCAUUUUGCAGACACGAAACUAAGGCUCAGAGUAGAGAGAGGAUUCUAGUUUAGUAUUUAAGUAUCUUAGUAUUUAAUAUCAGGAGAAAGUUUGCCGCACUGCCUUCCGUCUAUUAGUUUUAUUCAUUUCUUUUUCUUUCCUUAGAAAUUAAAAAUACAGAAAAAAAUUUUAAAAUUUCAGAAAAAUAGGUAUUAAAACAAUUUGCCCAGGGACACCCAGCAAGGUCAUGGCGGUGGGUUCAGUCCUAGGCCAUCGAAUCCAGCGCCCUUUCCACGGGGCCACUCCGCCUCACCUGUCAAGGGAGGGGGCUGAACUCUGGGAUUAGUGAAGGGAGGGACUGGAAAUUCUUUUUCUUUGCUGUGCUUUCUUUCUUUCUUUUGUUAAUCAGUCAGUCUCUUCUGCACCAUCCAGGUCAGAGCUAACAAGUGUUCAGAAGUUAAGUCAUGGAUCAACCUACGCGGAAAGAAAAAUCCAAAGUUAAAGAACCUGCCAGCAGAGUUGAGAAGGCCAAGCAGAAAUCAGCCCAGCAGGAGCUGAAGCAAAGACAAAGAGCAGAGAUCUAUGCCCUCAACAGAGUCAUGACAGAACUGGAGCAGCAGCAGUUCGACGAGUUCUGUAAACAGAUGCAGCCUCCUGGAGAGUGAGCCGCCCCCGCGCACAGAACCAGACAAGCCCCCCCGAGGCUGGCUUUUUCCAUGUGGUUCCCGUUUCCCUGAGAGGGUCCGCUUGGAACCUUACAGAACUAGACAAGAAGAUGUUUGCAUUAUUCCGGAAUGGGGAUAAAUCUGAACUUCCCGUAUGUCACUCCUGCUUCACUGGUUCCUUCAGUCUGAAUUGGCCCAGUGCUUGCUGAAGAGACUUGUGUUGUUCUUCUAAGACAACAGAUUUUUUUUUUUUAACUUUUUUCUAUUGCUUGAGAAAAAUCAGCAUUUCUCAUGAAACUGUAGAUCUUCUCCAAAAAUAUAAAUAAAAUACUAAGAAAAUG
Molecule: messenger RNA, 1202 nt
Organism: Enhydra lutris kenyoni (northern sea otter)
Lineage: Eukaryota; Metazoa; Chordata; Mammalia; Carnivora; Mustelidae
Gene: SVBP
Product: small vasohibin binding protein
Exons: 2
Coding region: 661-861 (66 amino acids)
Biological process (GO): protein secretion; negative regulation of protein ubiquitination
Cellular component (GO): apical part of cell
Source: RefSeq, a predicted model, not a curated record